GAUGACUACAUCAAGAGCUGGGAAGAUAAUCAACCUAUAGAUGAAGGUCUGGACACCACGAAAGAUCCAUGCCAGAAAAUCAAAUGCAGCCGGCAUAAGGUGUGCAUUGCCCAGGGCUACCAGCGGGCCAUGUGCAUCAGCCGGAAAAAGCUGGAGCACCGAAUCAAACAGCCUGCCGUGAAGCUCCAUGGAAACAAGGAGAACUUGUGCAAACCUUGUCACAUGACCCAGCUCGCCUCCGUCUGUGGCUCUGAUGGCCAUACUUACAGCUCUGUGUGUAAACUGGAACAGCAGGCCUGUCUGACCAGCAAGCAGCUGACAGUGAAGUGUGAGGGUCAGUGCCCAUGCACAAGUGAACAUAAUCCGACUGCAGCCACAGAUGUCAAGCAAGAAACCUGCACUGGACAAGACUUGGCGGACCUGGGCGAUCGACUGCGGGACUGGUUCCAGCUGCUGCAUGAGAACGCCAAGCAGAACAGCUCUGGAAGCGUUGGGCCCAAUCCCGUGAAUGCACUGGACAAAAACCUGGUGGCCAGUUGCAAAGACUCUAUUGGUUGGAUGUUUUCCAAGUUGGACACCAACAGUGAUCUUUUCCUGGAUCAGGCAGAGUUGGCAGCUAUCAACCUGGAUAAGUAUGAGAUUUGCAUCAGGCCUUUCUUCAAUUCCUGCGACACCUACAAGGACGGGCGUGUCUCCACUGCGGAGUGGUGUUUCUGCUUCUGGAGAGAGAAGCCUCCAUGUCUUACGGAGUUAGAGAGGAUUCAGAUCCAGGAAGCUUCAAAAAAGAAACCUGGAGUCUUCAUUCCGAGCUGUGAUGAAGAUGGAUACUAUCGGAAGAUGCAGUGUGACUCAAGCAGUGGGGAGUGUUGGUGUGUUGAUCAUCUUGGCACAGAGCUGACAGGAACGCGGAUGCAUGGGAAUCCAGACUGUGAUGACAUUGUUGGAUUCUCAGGGGACUUUGGGAGUGGUGUCGGAUGGGAAGACGAGGAAGAGAAAGAGACAGAAGAAGCUGGCGAGGAAGCUGAAGAGGAGGAGGGAGAAGCAGAUGAUGGAGGCUAUAUUUGGUAGACGCCACCAAGAGCACUGUUUGGCCGGGAUGCAGGCUGUAGGGCUGGGAGGUAGCAGUCAAAACUGAAUGGAGAGGAACAACUGAACAAGAUGAUCAGGAAACACAGUUGAAUGUAACUAACUAUGGCAGAAUGUGCGAAUGCGUGAAUGUGUGAAUGUAUGUACACUUGCCUGGGUUGGGUCCAUUCUCUUUAUGUGGCCGAGGAGACACAUUCUCGUUCUUCCCAGCUUAGCAGAGAUCAAAGCUAUAGCCGAGCAAAAGGGGAGGGGGGAAGUACUCUGCACUGUAGGUUCCAGAGGACCUUUUGUUAAUAUUAAAUUAAAAAUUUUAAUGAUCAGUGACACAUUUCAGCUCCUAACCAGGCUCAAAAGUUAUGAGAAAUACCGGCCUCCUUCAUUGCUCUGGCUGUGGUGCCCAGCAAUAUCCUGCAGUAAAUGUCCUGUCCAAAUGCUUGUCAAGCAAUCUGCCAAUCACUUGUGCAUUUUCAUUGCAGCAGAUCACCAGAAUUUGCCUAACAGGUCAGAAUCAGGAACAAUCCAUUCUCCUGUGAGAUCAAGGACCGUACUGGAGAGGGACAGCUAGUGUAUUGCUAGUUGCAAAUACAGCUCCACAGCAGUCAUUUCAGAUAUCUAGAUGGGUUUCCAAAAUCUUGGAAAAGUUCCUCUGGAAGGAUGAACAUCCAUGCACUGAGUUAAUAGCUAUUUGUGAUCACCUUUACUGGACUUAGGCUUCUUGGUUAGGAAGACUUUCAAACUUGUCUGUAUUUGCUUCUCAUGUAGUUGGUGUGCUAGCUAGUGCUGUAGAAUAAAGGGCUUCUCAGUCAUCUAGGCAUCUUGAUGGAAAGGCAAGUGGUUCUGACAUGGAAAUUGCUGAGAAUAUCAAUUAAAAGAAUAAAAUAAUUAGUUGUGGAAAAGAAAUCAGCACGUUAGGUACAGUAACUGCAAGACAUGGUUUCCCGUAAUAAAAGGAUUGGUAAAAUAGGUAUCUCAGUAGCUUUGUUUUUAUAUUGCCCUGUUCAUUAGGUGUGGGAAGUUUGUAUCUAACUAGAACCCAGUGUUCUCCUCCUAUGUUCUGCAGUGCGAUCCUUUAUCUUCACAACAUUGGAGGAGGAAAACAUUAGGCAUCACCUACAGAAAGAAAGACAAAAUUGCAUUAUCCAGAAAAUAUUAGGCAUUGUUUUUCAAGCAUUAGCCAGUGGAAAGCAUCUGGAAAAAAUAUUGUUAUUUUCUUAGUUAGUGGAAUGUCAGGCUUUUUAAUCCAGAUAAAGUCAAUUAAAUCUUUUAGGAAGAUCAUUUCUCCACUUCCCCUCAUUUAGAUACACUCACCGCUUUGUGAGCGUGCACGCUUGCAAGCAUUUGAACACGUGCAUUACAGUCCUGUACGAGUUGCAGCUGUGCAUGUCCUUGGGUGGCAUAAAGAAAUGUUGAGUGUUGGUGUGUGUGAGUAUGUGAGUAUGUGAGAGUACACACUGAGAAUGGGGUAGCCACCUUGGCUUACAUCAAGCACCCCAGAGCUUAUACAGAUAUUGAGUUUCUGGUUGAGCCCUUAGGGACAGUGUGCUUCUGCAUAGGCGUCCAACACAUCAAAUAAUCGUGGGAUUUUAAGCAGCCUCACUCCCCAGUAAGCCCAGCCACAUCCAUAACAGAGAUUUCUUAUGUAGUCCAGCUAUGAUAAUAAAUGAGCCUUGCUGUGUUGAA
Python bivittatus (Burmese python) is the source of this 2766-nucleotide messenger RNA. NCBI's taxonomy places the organism in Eukaryota, Metazoa, Chordata, Lepidosauria, Squamata, Pythonidae. The record is from RefSeq and is a predicted model, not a curated record.